AUGGAAUCAAUACUGGGUUUAGAAGCAGAAGACACUGUGAAAAAAGAUACUCUUAAGAAGUAUAAAAUACUAUGUGGGGUUCUUUUUGUUUUGUUGGUGGUGAUGACGCUUGGGCUAGGCCUGGGACUUGGAUUAAGGCGACAAGAAAACAGAGGGAGUUGUAGAAAUAAAUGCUUUGUGGAGUCCUACAGGGGACUGGAGGGCUGCCAGUGUGAUAUUGGCUGUAUAGAACGGAAGAACUGCUGCUGGGAUUUUGAAGAAACUUGUGAGAAAUCAACUAAAAUAUGGACAUGCAAUGAAUUUCGUUGUGGAGAAACUCGGCUACCUAAUAGUCUUUGUUCUUGUUCUGAUGACUGCUUGGAAAGAAAAGACUGUUGUGUUGAUUAUAAAAGUGUUUGCAAAGGAGAAAUGCACUGGGCAGAGGAAGAUUGUGAUGAUUUUCAGAAUCUUCAGUGUCCAGAGGGGUUUGACUUGCCACCUGUGAUUUUGUUUUCCAUGGAUGGUUUUAGAGCUGAGUAUUUAGAUACUUGGAGCUCACUGAUGCCUCAUAUCAAUAAACUGAAAACAUGUGGACUACAUUCGAAGUACCUGAGAGCAGCCUAUCCAACCAAGACCUUCCCAAACCAUUACACCAUUGUCACAGGUUUAUAUCCAGAAUCCCAUGGCAUCAUUGACAAUAAUAUGUAUGAUGUAUUUUUUAACAAGAACUUUUCACUUUCUUCAAAAGAGAAAUUUAAUCCGGAAUGGUGGAAUGGGCAACCUAUCUGGCUAACAGCUAUGUAUCAAGGUUUGAAGGCAGGGACCUACUUUUGGCCUGGCUCUGAUGUUGCUAUUAAUGACACAUUUCCAAACUUAUACAUGAUGUAUAAUAAAUCUGUUCCAUCUGAAGAGAGAAUUUUUAAACUGUUGCAUUGGCUUGACCUACCUAAAUCUGAAAGACCUGAUUUUUUUACCUUAUACAUAGAAGAGCCGGAUAGUGCUGGACAUUCAAGUGGACCAGUCAGUGGUGAUGUAGUUAAAGCUUUAGAGACGGUUGAUCAGAUUUUUGGAAUGUUAAUGGAUGGACUAAAACAAAGGAAUCUACACAAAUGCGUCAACAUCAUUCUUCUGGCUGACCAUGGAAUGGAUCAGACAUAUUGUAGUCAGGUAGAAUAUAUGACUGAUUACUUUCCAGAAAUAAACUUCUACAUGUAUGAAGGUCCUUCACCUCGCAUCCGGUCUCGAAAUAUUCCACGUGAAUAUUUUAAUUUUGAUCAUGAAGGAAUUGUUGGAAACCUCAGUUGUAAAAAAGCAGUUCAGCAUUUUAAACCUUACUUGACUCCAGACUUGCCCAAACGAUUGCAUUAUGCUAAAGAUAUUAGAAUUGACAAAGUUCACCUACUUGUGGAUGAGCAGUGGUUGGCUGUAAGAUAUAGAAAUUAUAAAGGUUGUGGAGGUGGUACCCAUGGUUAUAACAAUGAAUUUAAAAGUAUGGAGGCUAUCUUUUUGGCACAUGGACCAGCGUUUAAAGAGGAAACUGAAGUGGAACCUUUUGAAAACAUAGAGCUCUACAACCUAAUGUGUGAUCUCUUACACAUUCAACCAGCACCAAACAAUGGAACCCAUGGGAGUCUAAACCAUCUUCUGAAGGCACCUUUCUAUACUCCAUCACACCCCAAAGAAGUGUCCAUUAUUUAUUUUUGCCCCUUUCGUGGCCCAACGCCCACAGAUCGUUUAAAUUGUUCAUGUUCUCAACUAAGUUUGGAAAAGGAAGAAAAGAUGAAUGAAAUGUUGAACUUGUCGGAACAGCAAGAACUACUUUUGAAGAAUGAAUAUUUACCCUUUGGAAGGCCUUUGAUUACACAAGAAUUCAAGACACAUUGUCUCCUUUACCAGGAAGACUACAUCACUGGAUACAGUGAAGCAAUCAAAAUGCCACUGUGGAGCGCAUACGCAGUCUAUAAACCUAGAGACACAUCGCCUCUUCCUCCCACUAUUCCAGACUGUCUGCGGCCUGAUGUUAGGAUUCUUCCUAUUGAGAGCCCAAAAUGUUCCAUCUAUUCAACCAAAAAGAAUAUCACCCACGGCUUCCUCUACCCUCCCAAUUUCAACAGCACAGUUGAUGGUCAAUAUGAUGCUUUAAUUACAAGCAAUUUGAUUCCUGUUUAUCCAGAAUUUAAAAAAAUGUGGGAAUACUUCCAUAAUGUUCUACUUUUGAAAUAUGCUACUGAAAGAAAUGGAGUGAAUGUGAUUAGUGGACCAGUGUUUGACUACAACUAUGAUGGACUUUCUGAUGAGCCCGAUGAAAUUGAAAAGUUUAUAGAACAUUCUCGUGUUCCUAUCCCAACUCAUUACUUCGUGAUACUGACUAGCUGCAAAAACCGGACUUAUACUCCAGUGAACUGUCUUGGGUCCUUGGAUGUCUUGUCUUUUGUCAUUCCUCAUAAACCUACAAACAUAGAAAGCUGUGCUGAAAAUAAAUCAGAAGACCUCUGGGUGGAAGAAAGAUUUAAGGCUCAUACUGUUCGUGUUCGUGACGUGGAACUUCUCACAGGAUUUAGCUUUUACAAUUUGAGACAGCCUGUUUCUGAGAUCUUGCGACUAAAAACAUUCCUGCCCAUUCUUUGAGACUCGUUAACUGAAUACAGAAACAUUAUUUCAGAGAAUAUGGGUAA
This is a messenger RNA of Gracilinanus agilis (Agile Gracile Mouse Opossum), 2654 nucleotides long. It is a transcript of the gene ENPP3, whose product is annotated as ectonucleotide pyrophosphatase/phosphodiesterase 3. The coding region runs from base 1 to 2607 and encodes 868 amino acids. The transcript is spliced from 25 exons. Lineage: Eukaryota; Metazoa; Chordata; Mammalia; Didelphimorphia; Didelphidae. Gene Ontology annotation, molecular function: metal ion binding; nucleic acid binding; nucleoside triphosphate diphosphatase activity. The record is from RefSeq and is a predicted model, not a curated record. Gene Ontology annotation, biological process: nucleoside triphosphate catabolic process.